This is a messenger RNA of Exophiala oligosperma, 462 nucleotides long. RefSeq lists its product as uncharacterized. The record is from RefSeq and is a predicted model, not a curated record. The transcript has a single exon. NCBI's taxonomy places the organism in Eukaryota, Fungi, Ascomycota, Eurotiomycetes, Chaetothyriales, Herpotrichiellaceae. Gene Ontology annotation, biological process: L-methylmalonyl-CoA metabolic process. Gene Ontology annotation, molecular function: methylmalonyl-CoA epimerase activity. Bases 1 to 462 code for a protein of 153 amino acids.
AUGGCUUCUCCCGUCAAAGUCUUGCACGCACCCCACACGGGCAUCACAGUCCGCUCGUUGGAACGCGCCACUCAUCUUUUCCACAACAUUCUCAACCUUCCCGUGCAGCGAACAGCUCGUCUGUCACCCCCCAUCUCUACGAUAACGGGCCACUCCCAGGUCGAAAUUGAUAUUGCUAUCAUUGAACUCCCUGGGGGUCAUUGUGUUGAGCUGCUCGAAUACUCUUUGCCAGUGGAAGAGAAGCAAGUAGAGAUGAAGCCUAUGAGCUGGGAAGUGGGAAGCUGGCAUCUCUGUUUGACGGUGCAAAGUCUGGAUGACACUGUGAAGGCGCUAACGGAGUAUGAUUCUAGCUGGACGACUAUGGCCGCACCGCAGCUGUUGGAGAAAGGCCCAAAUGCCGGUCGGAGACUGGUCUACCUAAGGAACAAGGAAGAUGGAUUGAUCUUGGAACUUUUUGAGUAA